AUGGGAGGUUCAAUGGGCUUUCUCGGAAAAGGGGUACCGCCAACACAGAUGAUGAAUGUGGUAAUGGGCUCACUCUGCAAACAAUUCACCAAGAAAACUAUCAACAACUUCGACGAUUUCCACGUUGCUGUUUUAGACAUUUUCAACAAAUUCAACUCGGCAUUACCAGGCCGACACUUUGAUUUCCCGACCCCUGACAAAAUAAAUGCUUGUUUCACACGGUGGAAAGAAGCAAAAGACAAAGAAGAGAAAGUGUUCACAGAGUUCAUUGCAAAGAAAGUGAAGCCAGGUAAACUCGAUGACGUCACUAUGAUCACCGGAAUAGCAUCACCUCCGGCGGCUAUGGCGGCUAAGAGAGCAGGAGAGAAUGGUCCUCAGCUAAAGUUCAUCAAACUUAUACCUGAUGUUAUAUUCGUCCCUAUGAUCACCAUUUUGGCCAUUGUCUCUGCCAAACUCUCAAGAAGAAUGUAUUUGAAAUAAUGCUUUUAAUUUGAGCAUUCUUGGGCAAAUGAUUUAGAUAACACAAAAAAAUUAUGACAAAA
Molecule: messenger RNA, 542 nt
Organism: Brassica napus (rape)
Lineage: Eukaryota; Viridiplantae; Streptophyta; Magnoliopsida; Brassicales; Brassicaceae
Exons: 4
Coding region: 1-480 (159 amino acids)
Source: RefSeq, a predicted model, not a curated record